GGUCCCCGGAGGCUGACGAAGCAGACGCCUCCCCUGCCCGCGACCAAGCGGAGCCCCGGCGAGCGCCGAGCCGUCCGGCGCGUCCGUCCUCGCGGCCCGCGCCUCCGCCCGGGGCGGGGAGGGCGCCCGUCCAGGAUGCAGACGAUCAAGUGCGUGGUGGUGGGCGACGGGGCGGUGGGCAAGACGUGCCUGCUGAUCAGCUACACGACCAACGCGUUCCCCGAGGAGUACAUCCCCACGGUGUUCGACAACUACAGCGCGCAGCUGUCGGUGGACGGGCGGCCGGUCAGCCUCAACCUGUGGGACACGGCCGGCCAGGAGGAGUACGACCGCCUGCGCACCCUGUCUUACCCGCAGACCAACGUCUUCGUCAUCUGCUUCUCCGUGGGCAGCCCCUCCUCCUACGCCAACGUGCGGCACAAGUGGCACCCGGAGGUGGCCCACCACUGCCCGGACGUGCCCGUCCUGCUGGUGGGCACCAAGAGCGACCUGCGCCGGGACUCGGAGACGGUCAGGCGGCUCAAGGAGCAGAGCCUGGCGCCCACCACGCCCCAGCAAGGGGCCGCCCUGGCCAAGCAGGUGGGCGCCGUCCGCUACCUGGAGUGCUCCGCCCUGACCCAGGACGGCGUCAGGGAGGUGUUCGCCGCCGCCGUCCGGGCCGUGCUCGACCCGCCGGCCAAGAGGAGCGCCAAGAAGUGCGUCCUCUUGUAGCCGCCGAAGCCUCCGCGGGGCGGCCCUGGCGCUCGGCGGCCACGGCCGGACCCGACCACCCUCCCCCCCGGCGCCCGUGGGGGUUCGA
Molecule: messenger RNA, 799 nt
Organism: Tachyglossus aculeatus (Australian echidna)
Lineage: Eukaryota; Metazoa; Chordata; Mammalia; Monotremata; Tachyglossidae
Product: rho-related GTP-binding protein RhoG-like
Exons: 2
Coding region: 136-711 (191 amino acids)
Biological process (GO): regulation of actin cytoskeleton organization; regulation of cell shape; actin filament organization
Cellular component (GO): plasma membrane; cytoskeleton; cytoplasmic vesicle
Molecular function (GO): GTPase activity; protein kinase binding; GTP binding
Source: RefSeq, a predicted model, not a curated record